Hevea brasiliensis (rubber tree) is the source of this 1622-nucleotide messenger RNA. Its product is annotated as U-box domain-containing protein 21-like. Bases 154 to 1512 code for a protein of 452 amino acids. The transcript has a single exon. Gene Ontology annotation, molecular function: ubiquitin protein ligase activity. Lineage: Eukaryota; Viridiplantae; Streptophyta; Magnoliopsida; Malpighiales; Euphorbiaceae. Gene Ontology annotation, biological process: protein ubiquitination. The record is from RefSeq and is a predicted model, not a curated record.
UGGAAGGCCUCGCUCGCGAGCUCUAUCUUUCAGUUUUCUGCUUUUAUCCUACCUUUCUUUGACCAAAGAAACCCACCCCACGCUUGCAUUAGUUAUAACACCCCCAUUAUUUUCCAUUUCCCCUCAAAAUCAAGAAAAAGUAGCAGAUCAUUCAUGAUGUUAUCUUGGAGGAGAAGAAGGGCUGCAGCUCGUCUUGCAAGAAACAACAAUCUUAAUAAUGAUGAUUCAGGCGAUCACUUGGAGAUGGAAAUCUCGAUUCCACCUCAUUUCCGGUGCCCGAUUUCUUUUGACUUGAUGAAAGAUCCGGUUACUUUGUCGACGGGGAUCACUUACGAUCGAGAGAGCAUUGAGAAGUGGAUAGAAGAUGGUAACCAGACUUGUCCAGUUACUAAUCAGGUGUUGUUGAGCUUCGAUCAAAUACCUAACCAUUUCAUACGCAAGAUUAUUCAAGAUUGGUGCGUUGAGAAUAGAUCUUAUGGGAUUGAAAGGAUUCCAACUCCUUGCAUUCCUAUCACGCCGUAUGAGGUUUCAGAGAUUUGUAAGAGAAUUAUGGGGGCAACCCAACGUAGGGAUCAUAAGAAGUGUGAAGAAUUGGUGGUGAAGAUCAAGAACUGGGGAAAGGAAAGCGAACGAAACAAAAGGUGUAUUGUGGAUAACGGAACCGGUUGUGUUUUGGCAGCUGCUUUCGAGUCAUUUGCAGAAGCAACAAGUACCUCUUCUGCCGCGGAGAAGUACACAGAUUUGCUGGUGGAGAUAUUGUCAGUUUUGGUAUGGAUGCUUCCAUUUGGUGGAGAAGGCCAGACCAGGCUAGGAUCGAUGAGUUCUUUACGUUGCAUAACAUGGCUUUUGAAGAAUAGUGGAGACCUUUCAGCUAGACAAAACGCAGUUUUGGUACUCAAGGAGCUUCUUUAUUUAGAUGAAAAGCAUGUAAAUGCCUUGGUGGAGAUAGGAGUUAUUCAAGCACUAGUCGAGUUAAUCAAGGAGCCAAUUUGCCCUGCUUCCACGAAAGCUUCACUAAUGGUGAUAUUCUACAUGAUAUCUCCUUCAACAAUCAGCGACAAGAUUGCAUCAACAUUUGUAGAACUGGAUUUUGUCUCGUUGAUAAUAGAGAUUCUCGUUGAUGGAGAUAAAAGCAUAUGUGAGAAGGCAUUGGGUGUAUUGGACCAUGUUUGUGACUCCAUAGAAGGGAGACAAAAGGCGUAUGAGAAUGCUCUUACAAUUCCUGUGUUGUUUCAGAAAAUUUUAGCUUCAGAAUUGUCAUCAAAGUUCUCAGUGUCAAUUCUGUGGAAGCUUUGCAAGAAUGAGAAAAGCGAGGAAGGAGGUGUUGUAGCCGAAGCACUUCAGCUUAAAGUAGGAGCAUUUCAGAAGCUACUGAUACUCUUACAGGUUGGUUGUGAUAAUAGCACAAAAGAGAAGGUUACUGAGUUGUUGAAAUUGUUGAAUCUUGGCAGAGCCAAGCUAGACUGUAUUGGUUCCUCAAUGGAUUUCAGGUACCUUAAGAAGUCCUACUGAUUUUCUUUUCCCUUUUUUUAAUUAGUAAAUUUAUUCAAUUCAGUGAAUUGUGCAAAAUAUGUUCAUGUAAAGGCUAUGAAUGUGAUAAAUGCUUAGUUAUAUUCAUUGUA